Molecule: messenger RNA, 621 nt
Organism: Ustilaginoidea virens
Lineage: Eukaryota; Fungi; Ascomycota; Sordariomycetes; Hypocreales; Clavicipitaceae
Exons: 5
Coding region: 1-621 (206 amino acids)
Biological process (GO): peptidyl-arginine methylation
Molecular function (GO): protein-arginine omega-N monomethyltransferase activity
Source: RefSeq, a predicted model, not a curated record
AUGCCUCCCGGCAAGACUUUUAUCGUCGAACACCUCGACCCGGAGCUUGGCCCCUGGUCAGAGCUAGAAUACAUGGCCGUCGCAGAAGAAACCCGAGACAGCGGCGGCAGCUUCAUCCUAUCCAGCCUCCCCGCCGGGUUCAGGGCCCCCGCGGCCUUGGCCGCCGUCUCGGCCUUUACUCCCGAAAACCGCGGCGUGGAAGAGCUGUAUGCUGGGGACAAAGCCAAGGUCUGCUUGCUGGAUCCUGCCGCCGCCAAGGACUUGUCGCCCGAGGACGGAGAUGCCUUUGAAGCCUUUCUCUUCGGCGGCAUCUUGGGCGAUGACCCUCCCAGAGAUAGAACGUCGGAGCUCAGGAAGAAGGGCUUCGAGGGGCGGCGAUUGGGACCCAAGCAGAUGACCACUGAUACUGCGGUGCGGGUGACUCGCAUGGUUGUCCAAGACGGCAUUGCCCUGGACAAGGUUCCCUACGUUGAUUUUCCAGAGCUCAAGUUCAACAAGCAUGAGAGCACGCAGAUGCCGUUCCGUUACGUUGCCGACAAGGCGGGAAACCCAAUCAUGCCCGAUGGCAUGAAGGAGUUGAUACAAAAGGAUGCUGAUCAGGCUGUAAACGACUUGUUUUAA